CUGCCUGAUCUCAUUUCGUUUUCAAACCCUUCAGGGAUUACCCUCAUAAAAGCAACCCAGAACCAUUUCAGAUUCCCACCCAAAAACUACUCCAAAAAAGAGAGGUACCAGAGUACCCUUCAAGCAUAUAUGGCUACAACUUGGCUUGAAGCACUGCCGGCCGAUCACAGGAGGAUCAUUGUGAACCAGCUAGUUCACGGCCAGAAGAGGGCGAGGGAGCUUCACUCCCUGCUCAACAACGGCGGCGAGGAUGGUUCGACUUCGCGUCAGAAGGAGGAGCUUGUGAUGGAGAUAGUUACGUCUUUCACUCAGAGUCUAUCUGUUCUGAACGAGUCAUCUAAGCUGUGUGGUGGUGAUGACCAUCACUCCGGUACUACUGGCUGCGGAGGCGGUGAGAUUGUUAAAGCGGAGCAGUCUCAUGUGGAACAUUCGCAUUGCGGUGACCGGAACUCUGAAGAUUCCGGCGAAAGCAAGAAGAAGCCGGGUUUGAAGGAUCGGAGAGGUUGCUACAAGCGAAGAAAGAACUCAGAGUCAUGGACAAUGGUUUCAUCCACAGUUGAUGAUGGUCAGGCUUGGAGGAAAUAUGGCCAGAAGGAAAUCCUCAAUGCUCCAUAUCCAAGGGCUUACUUCAGAUGUACCCGCAAGUAUGAUCAAGGUUGCCAGGCAACCAAGCAAGUCCAACAAUGCCAAGACACCCCAAAACUGUACAAUACCACCUACAUUGGAAAACACACGUGCAAAAACAUAAUCGGGGCUCCACAGAUUAUCAUGGGUUCUCAUGCUCCUCCUAGAGCUACUGUUAGCUCAGAAUCUGGAUCGACCACUGCGAUUUGCAAUGAGAAAGAACAUAAUGGCGAUCAUGGUGGUUAUCCUUCUAUCUCAUCGUCGAUGAUACCCUUCAUUCCGGUGAAGAAAGAAGAGUGCAAGGAGGGGACGACGUCGAGUGAUCUAACGGACAACCUUAAUAAUACAAGUAAUAUGUGGCCGGAGAUGGAUUUUGGGUUCCCUGAGACUACUGUGAUGUCGAGUAUGGAGUACUUGGACAUGGACUUGGAGUUGGAGAAGUCUAUUAGUUUCGAGAAGUUUGAUUUUGAUGAAGUUGUUUUUACUUAGGCCCUUGGCUAGUAAUGAAUCGAAUUAGCUAAGCCAGCUAUGUUGGGUUGUUAAUAUAUCAUGUCGCUUUUGAUGUUGUAGCUAAAUUGCAUCAUUAUAUUUGAAAAGAAUAUCCAAAUAGCACUAAAUUUCUUAGUGUGUUAGGCACCGUA
Messenger RNA from Argentina anserina (silverweed cinquefoil), 1265 nucleotides. RefSeq names its product WRKY DNA-binding transcription factor 70. The coding region runs from base 130 to 1113 and encodes 327 amino acids. Gene Ontology annotation, biological process: regulation of DNA-templated transcription. The record is from RefSeq and is a predicted model, not a curated record. The transcript has 3 exons. Lineage: Eukaryota; Viridiplantae; Streptophyta; Magnoliopsida; Rosales; Rosaceae. Gene Ontology annotation, molecular function: DNA-binding transcription factor activity; sequence-specific DNA binding.